UUUUCGGGUGCUUCGCUGCUGAGAUGCGGUAAAAGUGAAAAAAUCGGACCCGCUCCGCCGCCACACCCGUUAAGGCCACCGCUUCACGAAUGGCCUCCGCCUCGCCGCCGCCGACGCCACCGCCACCGCCGUCCCCCGGGGCAGCCUCGCCGGCCGAGGAGUCCCGCGGAGCUGGGGGCCGGCCUCCGGUCCCGCCGUACGUGAAGGCAGCGGCGGGGUCCCUCGGCGGCGUCAUGGAGGCGUGCUGCCUGCAGCCGAUCGACGUCGUCAAGACGAGGCUGCAGCUCGACCGCGCGGGGGCGUACCGUGGCAUCGUGCACUGCGGCGGCACCGUGGCCCGCGCAGAGGGCGUGCGCGCGCUCUGGAAGGGGCUCACGCCCUUCGCCACCCAUCUCACGCUCAAAUACGCGCUCCGGCUCGGCUCUAACGCCGUGCUGCAGUCCGCGUUCAAGGACCCCGCCACGGGCAAGGUCUCCGCGCACGGGCGCGUCGCCUCCGGGUUCGGCGCCGGCGUCAUCGAGGCGCUCCUUAUCGUCACCCCCUUCGAGGUAGUAAAGAUCAGAUUACAGCAACAGAAAGGAUUAAGUCCUGACUUGCUCAGAUACAAAGGGCCUAUACACUGUGCAAAGACUAUAGUUCGGGAAGAAGGCCUUUUUGGUCUGUGGGCUGGAGCAUUACCAACUGUCAUGCGCAAUGGCACAAACCAAGCUGCAAUGUUCACAGCCAAGAACACAUUUGACAUUGUUCUCUGGAAGAAGCAUGAAGGAGACGGGAAGGUCCUCCAGCCAUGGCAGUCAAUGAUCUCAGGGUUCCUUGCAGGAACAGCAGGACCUGUCUGCACAGGACCCUUUGAUGUUGUGAAGACUAGGUUAAUGGCCCAAGGAAACACUGGUGACAUCAAGUAUACAGGCAUGGUCCAUGCGAUACGAACAAUAUACGCCGAAGAGGGGCUGCGAGCCCUGUGGAAAGGCUUGCUUCCCAGGCUCAUGAGGAUUCCACCUGGACAGGCUAUAAUGUGGGCAGUGGCUGAUCAAGUGAUGGGCCUCUAUGAGCGAACUUAUCUGCAGCCAGCUCAUCUUUGAUCAUCCUGCUUCAGUGCUGCACUUUUGUGUUAGCUCUCAUGAUUUUGAAUUGGUGGUUAGACGUGAAAAUCAUCAAUCAGAAACUGUAAACUGUUCCAGUGCCUGGAUAUUCAUUUGUUCAUUGCAAAUAGUUGGGUAUUGCUGGAAGCAAUGAACUCUUGUACCAUUUUGUAGUCAAUAAUGUGAAACCCCCUUUUAGAUUGAGAGACUUUUUCUGUUCU
This is a messenger RNA of Phragmites australis (common reed), 1303 nucleotides long. RefSeq names its product mitochondrial succinate-fumarate transporter 1-like. NCBI's taxonomy places the organism in Eukaryota, Viridiplantae, Streptophyta, Magnoliopsida, Poales, Poaceae. The coding region runs from base 90 to 1082 and encodes 330 amino acids. Gene Ontology annotation, biological process: succinate transport; transmembrane transport; fumarate transport. The record is from RefSeq and is a predicted model, not a curated record. The transcript is spliced from 2 exons.